Messenger RNA from Staurois parvus, 456 nucleotides. Lineage: Eukaryota; Metazoa; Chordata; Amphibia; Anura; Ranidae. The record is from the annotation of a GenBank genome assembly.
CAAGUCCUCCAGAGGUUGUUCCCCGUGGACCGCGGCCUCUUUGAGGAUAAAGUGGCCAAUGUUUGGUGCAGUCUGAGCAUCCUGUUUAAAAUAAAAUCUGUGUUGUCAGCGGAGACCCAGUUGAAAUUUAGUUUUGCCUGCACUUUGCUGGGGGCUCUGCCAUCUUGUCUCAAAUUAACUAUGAACCCCACUCUCAGGGGAUUCAAACUUUCCUUGGUAAUCUGUGCCUUGUCCUUCUUCCUUUUCUCCUUCCAAGUCCAUGAAAAGUCCAUUCUUCUGGUCUCCUUGCCGGUUUGCUUUCUACUCAGUGAGAUUCCUCUGAUGUCUACAUGGUUUUUACUCACAUCCACAUUCAGCAUGCUGCCGCUCCUGAUGAAGGAUGGACUCCUCAUGGCAUACGGAAUUACAAUGCUAGCGUUCCUUCUGGUGACUGCCACCUGCUUGUCCUUCCUUGAG